CGGCAGGUUUUCCCUCUUUCUCUGUGUUUUUAGGGUCAGUUGUUGAAACCGUUGUGAUCUAACUACACGAAGAGGUUGCCUGCAGACAAGACCACUGGCAGGUUAAAUCAGGCCUCAGAAAAGUGCUCCUGUCUGUUUAAAUUCUGCUGAAGGUAGUCCAAGAAGCAGACAUGAAGAUAACUCAAGUGUUAGCAGUGCUAUCUGCAGUUCUAUUGGCCCACUGUACACAGUUUGAGGACAUGGACAAGAAAAUAUUUCAGGGUGAGGAUGGACAGUCAGUCGUUGUCCUGGACAAUGUCUUGUCAAAAGCCGCUGUGGAUGCGUUGUACCAGUACACUUACUCAAUGUUUGCCCAGUGGGAGUACACACACGUCACCUCAUCACCGGAGAUGUUUGAGAAACCUCCUUUCAUAUCCCCGCUGUCGGGAGAGAUGAUCAUGAAGACGUCGUUAUGGGAGGCAGUCGAAGAUACCUUGGAAAAGUUGGCGGGGAAACAGGAGUACUAUCCGUACGACAUCCACGCGACAAUUCUGCGUAGAUAUGACAGGCUACAGCCAAAGGUUCACUGUGAGGAAGGGGAGUUCAUGGCAAAAAUGUACCUCAGUCACUACGUUGGUAAAAACGACUACGGUCACCUGACGCUGUACAAUGGCAAACACGAAAAUCUUACGGAAACCUUGACAGCUGUACACCCAAAACAUGGUCGUUUGGUAAUUUGGCCAUGUGCCGUGCCAGCAAUUGAACAUCCUCCCUCCAUGGGAUACAAGCAGAUGAUACAUGCGCUAACUCUGAAGAUAACUACAAGCAAAGAAAAGUUUGGGGAGUACGAGAAAAAGGUGCAAGGGUUCAAGUUGCUGAGUGGUGAAAAUGAGAAAGCUCCCUUUGCUUUGAGUCAAGGAGUAAAAUUACAGAAGGAAGUCACAGACUUGGACUUGGACAAGUUGCAGACGCAAAGGUUCUAUGACAGUAGAGGGCGUGUGAUCGCGGUCUAUGAUGGUGUGUUUGGAGAUGAAGACCUGGAGUCCCUCCACUCCUACCUGAACAGCAUGUUCCAGAACCUGAUAUUCAGCCCACAUGACACUGAGCUGUUAGAAGACAACGACAACGUCCAGUGGAUCACAAACUUUAAUGUUGAGAGUUUUGUGAAGAGUAGGGUGUGGAAUGUUGUCAGCCACGUUGCAGACCACGUUAGCAACGCGACAAACUGGUAUCCGUACGACGUGGCGAUGAAUGUGAUUCGCAGCGCAGACUACACCAGGAUCCACGAGGACUGUGAGGUUCAUGAGUUUGAGUACACCUUCCUGCUGUAUCUCAACAAGGACUGGGAGUCCAACAAGUACGGAGAGACGGUGUUUGUAGAGCAGGUUAGCGAUGACAUGUGGCACGGCAAGCUUGGACCGGGGAGCGAGCAAUAUGAGAUGGUGGCUGCAGUACGACCGCGCUACGGCAGGAUUGUCAUUUUUAGGAACAUCAUUCCGCACUCCGCGCGGCCUCCGGUCGGCACGUUUGACGGAGCCCGCUACACUUUCGCGGUGAAAGUCUCCCAGACGCGUACGAGAGCAAUGGCCAAGACCCUGCGGGAAAGCCUGGAGUUCGGUGGAGAGGGGCAGGAGGAACUUGUGGAACAACUCCUGAGGGGAGAAUUUGAUCACCCAAGACAAGAUGUACCAGCUGACUUCUUGGACAACAAGCUACAGGAGACACAGGAACAUAAGAAGAACUUCAUACAGGAAAUCCGAGAAAAGGCAGAGGACAUGCUGAUGGCUAAAGCUUAGCUGCUAGAUAUAGAAUACAACACGGUGUAUUCUGUAUCACCCGUGGUACCAGGCUAAUGGCGUAGGAUUGCCCAAAGGCCGGAGGGCUAGGACCACAGGUGAUUCGAAAUACAUCUUGUAUUUUCAUCUAUGUCAAACCCACCUGAGAGAACACAAUUAUCAUGUUUUGAUGCAGAAUGCACCAGAAGUUUCGUGCCCUGGAACAAAAAUUGUUCAACAGCAAUUCCAACGUUCGAAUCAAGUAUC
Branchiostoma floridae (Florida lancelet) is the source of this 2021-nucleotide messenger RNA. RefSeq lists its product as uncharacterized. The record is from RefSeq and is a predicted model, not a curated record. NCBI's taxonomy places the organism in Eukaryota, Metazoa, Chordata, Leptocardii, Amphioxiformes, Branchiostomatidae. The transcript has 7 exons. The coding region runs from base 171 to 1775 and encodes 534 amino acids.